AUUUCUAGUUGGCAGCUGUCUUUACGUCUUGAGAGAAUGGAGGACGCCAUGACAAAUGCAGCUUCUGUGGAUGUAAAAUGGGACUGACAGAAACAGUAGCCUACGCCAGGAGUCGGACAGGAUGAUACCCUAACUAAAGAAUGUGCCAUAUCCAAGGGCCCGGCCUGAAACACUGACGUGUGUCUAUUAAUUUGCCCUUUAACACGGUCGCAUCCGACACGGCAGCUGUGAGGCUUCAAGCCAACCCAAUUGUCAUCAGAAUCCGUUGCUGCGCCUGCCUAUCGGUGUUGAUGCCCAGUAGACUGCGAGCGGGCGCGCCGACGUGUGUGCGUCACGGAGCGCCUACAGGCAUUGCGCACAGCGAACGCAGGCAGUCGCAGCUGUGCGACACAUGGAGUAGGUCGGGCCGAGCGAGGACGGGCUGGGAGACACUUUAACCGGGACUGUGGAUAACUUCUUACAAAACCAACAAGAGAGAGACAGAGAUAAUCUGCCACCAUGCGCGUGGAAGUCCAACAGGGCGAGAAUGAAGAGAACUCCGCCAACUCGAUGCGGUUGCUGGUUAACCAGCUAAGGGAGAUUACAGGCAUCCAGGACCUGCCGCUACUGCAGAGAGCUCUAAUGGCAUCUCAGGGUGACAUCAUCCAGGCCAUCUCCUUGGUAACGGCUCCGUCGGAGGAGGCCCAGACACCCACAGAACCCUCCGGACACACAGAGGAGCAGCACACACACACUGCCCAGCAGGGAGGUGAGGCCAAAGACGACCUCCAGGCAGCAAUAGAACUCAGCCUUCAGGAGAACCAGACUGCAGACAGGCCUGUUGAGAAGAUUGUGAUCCACGUGAAGCGUAAGCGUUGUGAACAGAUGAUUGAGAGCUGCAGCCCAGCUGACCUGCUGAGGCCCACAGGAUGGCCAGUCGGGAUACGCAACAUCGGAAACACAUGCUGGUUUAGUGCCGUCAUACAGUCUCUGUUCCACCUGCCUGUGUUUCGGCGCCUCGUUCUGAACUACUGCCUGUCUGAGCGCAUUCUGGAGAAAUGCAAGAGCCACUCCGAGAAGAGGAAUAUAGCCUUCAUGCAGGAGCUGAGGUGUCUGUUUGCCCUGAUGGUGGGAUCCACUCGCCGCUUCGUCGACCCCUCCGCUGCAGUAGAGCUACUCAGAGACUCAUUUAGGACCACCGAAUCACAACAGGAUGUGAGUGAGUUCACCCAUAAACUUCUGGACUGGCUGGAGGACGCAUUUCAACUUUCCGCCACGGGGAAUGACCCCCAGGAUAAGAAGGAUAACCCCAUGGUGAAUCUCUUCUACGGGACCUUUGUGGCCAAGAGAACCAUUGAAGGUAAAACCCAGUCCAACAUGGAGCAGUUUGGCCAGUACCCCCUGCAGGUGAACGGCUUCAACAACCUAGAUGAGUGUCUGGAAGGAGCCAUGUUGGAGACCGAGGUGGAACACACACACGCAGGACAGGAGCGGUGGUUCUCUAAGCUUCCUCCCGUGCUAACCUUUGAACUCUCGCGGUUUGAGUUCAACCAAUCACUCGGCCGGCCGGAGAAGAUACACAAGAAACUCGAGUUCCCACAGGUCAUCUAUAUGGACAGGUAUCUGCAUAAGAACGUGGAGUUGACCCAGAGCAGGAGGGCGACAGUGCGGCGCCUGAAGGAACAGCUGACUGCACUGCAGCAGAAGAUGGAAAGUUAUAAGAACUAUGGUUCUGGUCCAGUAAAGUACCCUCUGGCGGACGUUCUGCAGUACAUGCUGGAGUUCGCCACCACCCGGCCCAACACAAACCCCUCCCCCAACACAAACCCCUCCCCCAACACAGGCUCCACCCCCAAUACCGGCUCCAGCAGCCCCAUGCCUCCUACGCACACCGAGGCCAGCACAGACGAAACUCCCUCUGACCCUGUUGAGGCAACACCUCCUCCUCCUCCCGACAGCCCGUCGCCCUCCUCCUCCCCCGCGCAGCGCACCCCCAUCCAUAAGCCCUUUACCCACUCCUGCCCCCCACUGGACGGUCUGAUGCAGCCGGCCCCCCACACAGCCACCGAGGAGGAGCUGACGGUCAUCAGAGCAUGCCUGCAGAGGUGGAGGACCCAGGUGGAGAACGAUAUAAACGAGUUGAAGACCAGUAUUGAGAAAGUGACACAGGAACUGGAGCAGAUCUACUCGGAUAACAGCCUAUGCCAGGUGCCCUACAGGCUCCAUGCUGUGUUGGUUCACGAGGGCCAGGCCUCAGCUGGUCACUACUGGUCCUACAUCUUCCAGCACGAGAGGCAGAGGUGGCUCAAGUAUAAUGAUGUCGUCGUCACCGAGGCAACGUGGGAGGAGCUUGUGCGGGACUCGUACGGCGGGAUGACCAAUGCCAGCGCGUACUGCCUCAUGUAUAUCAACGACUCGCAACCACACCUUAUAGAAGAGGACACUGAUGGCGACACAGGGCAGGUCGUGGAGGGUGUGGAUGCGUUGCCCCCUCAACUACGGCGGUACGUUCUAGAAGACAACCGCUGGUUCCAACAGCAGCUGAGGGAGUGGGAGGAACAACUGAGUCACCAGGAGGCCGCACACACACACACACAGCAGCCACCACACCCCGAGGACCAACAAGAACCCGAGCAGGAGCCAGAGCAAGACCCGGAACAGGAACCCAACCAGGACCCAGAGCCGGAAUCAGAGCAGGAGCCUGAAGACCCGGAGCAGGAUCGGGAUCAGGAUCAGGAGCCGGACUCUAACCAGGAGCCCAACCAGGAGGCAGAGGAUCCGGAACCGGAACACUCUGAACCAGAGCAUUCCGAACCCGAGCAUUCUAAGGAGCCCAGAGAGGAACCAAGCAGCCGAGAACCAAGAGGCUCCGGUCCAGGAGAGGCUGACUCUGAGACAGAUUACCCCCGAGCAGACAGCCCUGAGAGCGGGCCAAGGGACAUCCAGGAGCCGUCGGAGCCGGUAUUCUUUGUGGCGAUGCCCCCUGACCCCAACAGUAUGCCACGUCCCGACCCCACCCCCAUGCCCUCUCCGUUUGGCACCGCCCCCAACAACAAGGGCAUCCAGGGCCCUACCAGCCCCACGGGCACCCAGGUUGGCACCAGCAACACCAUAUCUGCUCAUGGUGACACCAACACAAUGGGCACUCGGGGUGGCCCCAGCCCCAUGCCCACCACCCAGAGCUCCAGCACCAUGCCCACCACUGGCACCCAGGAGAGGGCCUCCAUGCCCACUGAGCGACCAGCAGGAGAGGGCAGCACCAACGCUAUGCCUCGUCAGAGCCCCGCACGAGACAGCAGCACCAGCCCAGAGCAGGGCACGACACAGAACAGGGCUACGGAAGGAGAAGGGGGUGUGGCCGAGGGAGGGGCAUCUGAAGAGGCAGAGGUGCCUCAGCAUGAGGAGGUUCUAACUGACUUUGAGAUUCCCAACGUGGGCAAGAUACAGGUGCUCUCCAACACAGAGGGCUUCAACGAAGAGAUGAUCCUGACUCCAGCUAUGCAAGGCAUCAUCUUGGCCAUCGCAAAGGCCAGCAAGGUCAUCGACAAGGAUGGGCCUGAGGCCGGACUCAUCGCGGCCUUCCAUGAGGAGUACUCCCGCCUGUAUGCACUGUCCCAGGAGAGCUCCUCCCCACAGCAGGACCCGCGGCUACAGCACAUCCUCAUCUACAUGUUCCAGAACCGGGCCCCCAAACGCAUCAUCGAGAGGACCCUGCUCGAGCAGUUUGGGGACCGCAAUCUCAGCUUUGAUGACAGGUCCAUCAGCAUCAUGAGGGAGGCUCGUUCCAAAAUUCGCCUCAUCAAACCGGAGGACAUGGAUAUGGAGGAGUACCUGAAGUGGCAUGAUGACUACAGCAUGUUCAAGACGGUGUUUGCAUACCUGCUCACGGGACUGGAGCAGUAUCAGCACGGAAAGCUGCGUGAGGCCCUGACGUACCUGGCCCAUGCCUACCAGGACAACUCUAUCCUGCUGAGGGGCGGAGACAGGAGGGGGGUGGAGCAAACCCUGAUCUCCCUCUACAGGAGGAAAUGCCUCAUGGAGUUGAAUGAGGGGGUUGCCCGUGUGUUCCGAGGAGCGGAGCACAUGGAGGCGGGACAGGUGGAUGAGGGCGUGGCUGUGGUGAAUGAUGUCAUCAUCCCGUGCCUGCAGCUGAUGAGCCGAGAGACUACGAGUGUGUGUCAGGAGGACCUGGAUGCCAUUGAGCAUAUACGCAGUGUCUGGUGUAGUCUGCUCGGACAGGACAUCAACGAGUCCCUACAGGAGAAGCUGAGUGAGUUUCUGCCGCGUGUUCUGGACUGUUCUGCGGAGCGCGUGGUUCUUCAGGAGCCCCCGAAGCUCUUCUCCAACUCCCCCCACGACCUGGAGAGCCGGCUGGCGGCCGUCAUGCAGUCCAUAGGAGGAGCCGCCAUGGUCACCGUCACCUAAGAGACAGCCUGUCACUAUGGUCACUGUCACCUUGGACACACUCUGUCACUAUGGUGCCGUCACCUAAGACACAGCCUGUCACUAUGGUCACUGUCACCUUGGACACACUCUUGUCACUAUGGUGACGUCACCUAGGAGACAACCUGUCACUAUGGUCACGGUCACCUAAGAGACAGUCUGUUACUGUGGUGACCAUCACAUAGGACACCCUCUGUCACUGGUGACGUCACCUAGGAGACACACUGUCACUGUGGUCACAGUCACAUAGGAGACACACUGUUACUGUGGUGACCGUCACCUAGGAGACAUCCCGUCACUAUAGUGACGUCACUUAGGACACUGUUACUAUGGUAGCCGUGACCUAGGACACAACCUGUCAGUUUGCAGAUCCUCCUUGGUGACUGUCACUUAGAAACCCUUCCUACGUCACUAUGGUAAUAUCACUUUUCACUGUGAUGACUGUCGGUUAAGAAACACCCUGUUACUAUGGUGACAUCACUUAGAACACUGUCACUAUGUUGACAUCACUCUGGACACACCCUCUCCACUAUAUGGCAGUCACCUAGAACCGCUGCCAUAUAUUACUGCCACCACUUAGACUAAACAACUAGCACUGUGACAAGACUUUUGCACUUUUCAAGUCUGAAAAUGGUUACCAAGACUCCAAAAGGACACUUACAGCAGAAUCUAAACAUCACGAUUCAGCUCUACGCAUUACAAUGUGUCCAUAGUGUACCUAAGUGUCCUUAUGUCUUUUUGAGAGUUGAGUAACCCAUUGAUAGUAUAUGACGUGAAUGUUGAAUAUACUUCUAAAGCACUAUUGAGUUUCUGUAAUAUUUAUUGACUGAGCAUCUCUUUUUCACCAUCUCUGUUGGAGCGGCCCUGAAAUGGCGGCCAAUCAUGUUGGAACUGUAAGUGUUUUAAAUAUUGAGAAUCAUGGUCAGCAGAAUAUGCCUGGUACUGUGGAAUGUCGGUACUUUAGAAUGCCUGUAGAAUGCUUUUGUACAUCUGGAAUGGAUCAUGGUGAGUGAAGACAUUGUCUGUUUCAAUAACAACCACCUCAGGCACACCUCAACCACCAGCAUGUCAAAGAUUCAUGUCAAACACUGGACUGUUUGUCACUCUGUUAUUAUCUAGAAUAUUUAUGUAUAUGGGUAAGCACUGGUUGGUUAGCUGUGGUUAGCGUUAAGGUUGCCCAGUGCUGUAUAAUAUGUAUUAGAAUCCUGAAGCUUCAGAGGAGACAGUAAGCUAUUGCCAGACAUUCGAAAUUGGAGAGAAUGACUUUGCUAUAAUUGCUAGCUUUAAUCGACUGAUUAACUGAAUUGUUGGCAUAAUGAUAAUGUAAUGCUGCAAUGGGCCUGUUCUGCCAAUGCAACAGUAAGCUGUGCUCAAGAAGAAGCUCCCAAAGAUGCUAUUGUGUUUAUGUAUUUUAUAUGAAAGAAAAUGAUAAAGUAGUCCUUGGCAGACUGGUACAUGAGAUUUUUUUAAACAAUCAUAUUCAUUGUAAUUUUGUUUGCAAUCAUACUGAAUCGAUACACUGUAUUUUUUUUCUACUGAGCAUGUGUAGCAUGUUUAGCAUAUUUAGGGGUAGUGCCCCAACCCACUACAGCUAUGAACCUGUUUUAGCUACAUAUUAUACUGUAUGUGUAUACAUCAUCUUGAGCUAGCCAGCUAGCGAAGGAACUCUGAAAGGUAUGUAUAGAGCACUAGCUGUCGUGCUAACUAGCCCUGUUUAUUGGAAUUAAUGCCUUAAUUUGAUUGCCGGUAGAGCUGCUUGAAUGAACAUCAGUUGGCACCUCCUGCAGGUGGCGCUAAAACUUUGCUGAUAAAGUGAAAAACAGGAACUUAUAGCAUAUGGCCCUAUGUUGACGCAUGCUUCACGACUGAACGUGGCAUCUAAUCUUGUAUACCUGUGUGCAACUGUGUGGCUAUCGUUUACAUCGGCUUGAGCUAGGUAACUAAGGUCCUGCAGUAUGUGGCUACAUACAACUACAGUAUUCUUGAGCUACCUUGCUACGGUCCUACGUGGCUAUGUGCAGCAUGAGUUAGCUAUCCUCUGUGUGGCUAUUCAGCAGCAUGCAUGUUUCGUGUCAAUGACUUCAUGCCUACAGUAGGUCUGUCACAACUGCAAAUAAAAAAAAAACUAUAUUUUGGGA
Engraulis encrasicolus (European anchovy) is the source of this 6560-nucleotide messenger RNA. It is a transcript of the gene usp28, whose product is annotated as ubiquitin specific peptidase 28. Lineage: Eukaryota; Metazoa; Chordata; Actinopteri; Clupeiformes; Engraulidae. The record is from RefSeq and is a predicted model, not a curated record. Bases 499 to 4404 code for a protein of 1301 amino acids. Gene Ontology annotation, biological process: proteasome-mediated ubiquitin-dependent protein catabolic process; regulation of proteasomal protein catabolic process; protein deubiquitination. Gene Ontology annotation, molecular function: cysteine-type deubiquitinase activity; protein binding; proteasome binding. The transcript is spliced from 29 exons.